Peronospora matthiolae is the source of this 522-nucleotide messenger RNA. Lineage: Eukaryota; Oomycota; Peronosporomycetes; Peronosporales; Peronosporaceae. The record is from the annotation of a GenBank genome assembly.
AUGAAGACCACCGCCUUCCUGUCCACUGCCGCUCUUGUCGUCGCUGUCACUCACUCGACCGCCACCGAAUGUGACAUGGGUGAGAUCGAGGGUUUGCUCUUUAAAAACGCCACCAAAGGCCUGGCCAAUUGCCAGAAUGCUACGGGCAUUGACAUCUUCGCAGUCGACGAGUUUCCCACGCUGGAUCAGGUCACGGAGCUCUCACAGAAUGUAGACUGCACAAACUACCUGAACCAGGUAAACCAGGUGGCCAACCAAGAGACCCAGUGCAACAUUACGAUCGAGGGCGUGAGCAUCAACUUCGGAACGCUCAUUGCUAGCUUCCUUACAGGAAAGACCGGCAACGAGUCCGACUCCGGCAGCGGCUCCAUUGAGAUUCCAAGUUCCAGCGACUCCGGAUCGGAAUCCUUCGAUCUACCAGCUACCGCGAGGCCUGCCGGUUCGAACGGCGUCUCAGGCGCCUACGCUCUUUCGCUCGUCGCCUACUGCGUCGCUACCACCAUUGCGCUGGCGUUGCUGUAG